Molecule: messenger RNA, 4451 nt
Organism: Pezoporus occidentalis (night parrot)
Lineage: Eukaryota; Metazoa; Chordata; Aves; Psittaciformes; Psittacidae
Gene: CREB1
Product: cAMP responsive element binding protein 1
Exons: 8
Coding region: 416-1399 (327 amino acids)
Biological process (GO): regulation of transcription by RNA polymerase II
Cellular component (GO): nucleus; ATF4-CREB1 transcription factor complex
Molecular function (GO): cAMP response element binding; DNA-binding transcription factor activity, RNA polymerase II-specific; protein binding
Source: RefSeq, a predicted model, not a curated record
UUUCCGCGCGGGCUGCCCCGGGCGGAAGCGCCGUUCGCGCCUUCCCGCGGCCGCUCGGCUCUUUCCGCCUCCGCUCCGGGGCGCUUCGUUCGUUUCCGCGGUCGCUCGGCUCUUUCCGCGGGGGCCGGCGGCGCGCUCGGCCGUUCCCGCCGCCUGCUGGGCGCUCGGCGUUUUCCGUGAGCGCUCGGCGUUUUCCGUGCGGGCCGCGGCGCGCUCGGCGCUUGCUCCCUGGCUGGCGCUCCUCAGUCGGCCGCUGCCUGCCUGUCGCCGGGCUGGGAGCGCCUGUGUGUGUGUGAGUGACGCGGCGGAGGUGUAGUUUGACGCGGUGUGUUACGUGGGGGAGAGAAUAAAACUGCGGCGAGAUCCUAGGCGCGAACGAAAGCAGUGACGGAGCAGCCUGGUAACCGGUAACUAAAUGACCAUGGAAUCUGGAGCAGAGAACCAGCAGAGUGGAGAUGCAGCCGUUACAGAGGCAGAAACCCAACAGAUGACAGUACAGGCACAACCACAGAUUGCAACGUUAGCCCAGGUAUCUAUGCCAGCAGCUCAUGCAACGUCUUCUGCACCCACGGUGACCUUAGUUCAGCUGCCCAAUGGGCAGACGGUUCAAGUGCAUGGAGUAAUUCAGGCUGCCCAGCCAUCAGUUAUUCAGUCUCCACAGGUCCAGACAGUUCAGAUCUCCACCAUAGCAGAAAGUGAAGAUUCACAGGAAUCAGUAGACAGUGUCACAGACUCACAGAAGCGAAGAGAAAUCCUUUCCAGACGACCCUCCUACAGAAAAAUUUUGAAUGACUUGUCCUCAGACGCUCCAGGAGUGCCAAGGAUCGAAGAAGAGAAGUCUGAAGAGGAAACAGCAGCACCUGCCAUCGCCACUGUUACGGUGCCAACUCCCAUUUACCAAACCAGCAGUGGGCAGUACAUUGCUAUUACCCAAGGAGGAGCAAUACAGUUGUCUAACAAUGGCACAGACGGAGUACAAGGUCUCCAGACAUUGACUAUGACCAAUGCAGCUGCAACUCAACCUGGCACCACCAUUUUACAAUAUGCACAGACUACAGAUGGACAACAGAUACUUGUACCCAGUAACCAAGUUGUUGUACAAGCUGCCUCAGGAGAUGUGCAGACUUACCAGAUUCGCACCGCCCCUACCAGCACCAUUGCACCAGGCGUAGUCAUGGCAUCCUCGCCAGCACUUCCGACCCAGCCAGCAGAAGAGGCCGCGCGGAAGAGAGAAGUGCGUCUAAUGAAGAACAGAGAAGCAGCACGUGAAUGUCGCAGGAAGAAAAAGGAGUAUGUGAAAUGUCUAGAAAAUCGAGUGGCUGUGCUUGAAAACCAAAACAAGACACUCAUCGAGGAGUUGAAAGCACUUAAGGACCUUUACUGCCACAAAUCAGAUUAAUUUUGGAUUCCCAUUUGUCCAGGUGGGAUAGAGACUGGUUCUGGCUAUAUCCAGAAAGACAAAGUAAACUUUUUAUUUUCUAAACAUUUCUUUUUUUCUAUGCGCAAAACUGCCUGAAGCAACUACAGAAUAUAUUUCAUCUGUGCUUUGCAUCAAACUGUGAAUGUUCAAGUACUUGCCUCCACUCCCCCCCACAAGAUUAUUUUCAUCAUCAAUCUCUGCGUGAAGAACAGGCUUCUUUCUCGUCUCCCCAUCCUCUUCAAGGACUCACAGUGUUCACUUGGAAAGUUACUGUGGGGAGAGUCCUUUUGUAAUGAUGUCAAGAAUUUGUGCUGAGCUCUUUCCAUUGCCUUAGAGACAGAACCACCCCAGCCUCUUGGUCCAGAGAACUGUGGGCCACAUACAUGGAGCGUGCAUGACGCAGUGAAGAAGCACUGGUUGCCAAAUUGGUUUCCCAUAUUCAUUAUGAACUGUAAAAAUACACAGCUAAGUGGCAUGCCAAAUGAAAGGCGCUACAGAGUCAUGUUCUUGGUAUGGAGACAGCAUACCUUUUUCAACUAGCUCAGGAGGGAUUUUGAUUUGUAAUCUGUAUUAAGCCCUCCUGGACUAGUAAAAACUUCUCCAUACCUCAGAAACAAACCGCAUUGAAAUGAGCUUCACUGGUCAGUUGUUGCUUCUCAAAGCUUAUGUGUGUGCAAGUGUAUUCAGCAUUCUGAAUGCACGAAAAGCAAACACCAACUUCAUAGGAUAUUGUCUGGGAAAUGGUAUUUGGAUGGGAGAGUUAUUCAGAAUAAAAAAGGUACAAGAGUGAAGUUAUGAAAACAGUUGUGUAGUAGCCACAUGGUAAGACAUGAAAGCACUACCUGUUGUGUGCAGAGCAACUAAGCAGUUGAAGCAUGGCCAACUCCACAUACAUACUCCCUGGUGACAGUAAAGUCUGUGUCCCAAGUCCUCUCAAACACUGAGGUUAUUUCUGUUGCCCUGCCACUGUCUUAUGUAAUGGAAAUUACUGUACUCAAUGGAAACAUCAGCCUGGUUUGCUGGAUCCUUUUUCAAACUUUGAGGCUGCCUUUCAUACAUAAAUUAAACUGUAGUGUAACAACUUCCAGGACAACCUCAAACACUGAAGAGAACUUCAGGCACAAAUAUUCCAACUCCUGCUUUGCAAGCGACAAUGUUAGUUAUUUGAACCUGGCCAGGCUAGCUAAAUUUAUUUAUUCUGAGGAUUAUUUUUCAUGUAAAAGGUCAGAUUUACCAAGUAAUUUAUUCCUGUGAGUAAAGUUACUCCUGCGCCUCAGACGUCUGCAAGGUGAUUUGUGUGUGCACUGACGAAAUGCGAUCUUUCCCAGAUUUACAUUGUUAAAAAGUAGUUCAUGUUCAAAACCAACUCUGUACUAAGCAUUAGGACUUGGAAGGAAUCAUGCUCAAAAAGAACCACAGAAGAAUGUUAAGAAGUCAUCAUGUGUCCAGAAGAAUCAUGUGCAGUUUAUUUACUGGCCCUCUGAUGCUUGUCUCUUGAGAAAUCAACUUGGGUCAUUUGAUGGAGUAAGUUUACUUUGGGUUUCUGGUCAAACUUUUAUGUAUAGGGAUAAAUGAAUAAGACUGUGGUAUGUACUAAUGCAUUGCCUAGCAAAGUAUUAACUAAUACCUUUUUUCCCAUUCACUCUAUCUGGUUUUCAGACAGACUUCAAACGUGAACUUCUAAAAGGUUAUACAAUCAAUGUGACAUUAUAGGAAGACCAUUUGGAAGACUCUGGGCAGUUGAGUCUCAAACAGUUAAGCAGUAUUAAAAGUUCUAGUUUUCUCAUUUGAGAGGGCAUUCAGUUUCCAAGAGACUUUAAAAGGAGUUUAAAAGGUUAAACUUACAGCAUUAGUGUUAAAUCUAGAGUUAUCAAUAAUUUCAAAUUAUGUUUGUAUUUCAGGAAGAGAACUUGAAUGUCAUAAUGAUUGAAGAAUUCGUUUUCAUGAGUUUUGAGGGGAUUUAUAAAUUGUCUAUUUUUAUCUGCCAUAGAGAAUUGAUUUUCAUGUUUUUAUUUAAUGGAAGAUGAAAUUUAGCAGUUUUAACAAUGCAGAUUUGAAGAAGACCCCAAAUUCUCAGCAGUGCUGUUGUAACAACUGUCAGAGAAUGCAAAUACAUACAGCAGUUACCAGAACUAGUGCUGAAGUAGAAAUGUUGAUAACACUGGAGUUGUUCUUGGAAAACGAAGCUCAUGGCCUAGUUUGCACAGGUAUAUGGAAUGGUUCCUCCAGCUUUGAGAAACACGGAAAAGGCUGUACAUGCGUACAUUAAGUCUGUUUCUUAUGUAGAACCUUCUCUUUGCAAAAACUUGAGGUUUCACAGUGAACCUGAAUGAGGCUAGCUGCGAUCGAUCUGAGAGCUCUUCUAGUGGGUAAUGAGCACCGUCUAGUGCUUGCUGAUGGUCACUUGGCACAGAGCCUCAGAGCUGGAUGGACCAGGGAACCUAAAACGGUACCUGGACAGGGUUCUUCUAAUACAGGGUUGGUGUAAAUUCAUUCAGCAGUGGGAGGAGAGCUGUAACUGGUUUGGCUGUGCAUGGUCUGCAAGUAGUCUGUAGUGUUCCUAGUCUAGACCUCAUUAGCAACCAGUGUUUCAUUAAGGAAAAAAAAGAACGUUAUUUUAAAAUGCAUAGGGAUCUGCAAGAGUCUUUAUUUUUAUUUAUGCUGCACUGAGGAUUUAGGGACUUGAAUUUAUUUAAUGGAAAUUUGAAAUGACAAUAAUAAAAAUGUAUUAGACCGAGUAUAGGGUUGUCCAUACCUGCUUUACUAUUCAUGUUGACUCACAAAGGGAAAGAACGUGACACAGGGAUCCAGUCAUACUUUAUUUACCAAGUAGUGAGGUUGGGGUAAUUAGCUUCUAUACACUAAGGCCAUUGGAAGUAGGGCAGAAUUUAUGCUGGCAGGGGGGAGGGUUAGUUUUCUAUCUCACAGUUGUGAGUUUUCAAGAACUGAUAGCCUGUUUUACCUGAAGAGAGGGUUAGAAAGGGCUAGAUCCAUUAUGUUCAUAAUAAACAAGAAUUGAUUUGAAAUAUAA